CUAGACUUUUUCUCUCCUCUCUCACUUUUCAUUACAUCAAUUUAUUUUCUUUUAUCAUGGUUUUCUACUUCAAGUUGAAAAUUCUUGGAAAAUCCAAAAGCAACCCACAAAAAAAUGUAAAGGAAGAGGCAUUUUCGUAGUAUGUCCUUUGCUCCAUUCCUAGUUUGUUGGUUUCUUUAGAUUUAUUACUUCUAUUUCUCCCUCUCUACUUUCUCUCUCCUCUUCUAUCUCUGUGGAAGUAGGUGGCCCAGCAGAUCCAAUGCUACAAGUUUUCUCCUUUUUCACCCUCUCAAUCCAAUGAAAUCUUCCAUUUUCUUCUGUUUUAAGAAUUACCCACUUCAAAUUUUGACUCUUUUUUCAAGUUUUCAUUGAAGAACAAGAAGAUUGUUCAACUAGUUUAAGUUGAACCUGAUCUUCUGGGGUUAAGGCUUUGGCGUUGCUGAUGUUGGACACUAAAUUCUGUUGCACAUUGUUUUCACUAGGUGAAAUAUGCAGUGCCAUAGCUAUUUUCCUGUAUGUCAUUCACAUUAUGACUUGAAUGUUGAUGCUAAUGGUGGUGCCGCGCCCUUGUAUAAUGGAAAUUCAACCUUUCGGAGUGGGCAUUACAACGAUUAUAUGGGAUCUUCACCACUUCCGCGGCAGCUGGCCUAUGCUUACCGGGAAUCGUUGCGUCAGACCAUGCUCAUGCACGAAGAUACGUUUAGGGAUCAGGUUCAAGAAUUGCAUCGUCUUUAUAGGAAACAGAAGGAACUGAUGGGUGAAAUCAAAAGCAAAAAGCUGUAUGUGGAUCCAUUACUAGAGGUCCAAAGCUCAAAUUCAUCAUCAGCGAAAAUCCCAGCCAUAUUUGGUCAAAAUGUCUAUAGUGCUCCAUUCAUUAAUUCUCACGGUACACCGACAUCCCUUCACUCAAUUAGAGAACUAAAAGAACCUAUCAGCCCUGUUAUUUCACGAAAUUGUGGCACUUCGAAUGAUCUAGAUUUUGCGGAGUCCAAGUGCAAGAAAAUUAGAGGAAAAAUAUUAGAUCUGGAGCUUCCAGCUGAAGUUUAUGCUGACAGUGAUGAAGACGAAUUUUUACACCCCUCUACACCCGCCACUCAACUGUCGAUUAAACACCCUAAAGCUGUGGUUGAGAUUAAUGCAUUGCCGUCUACUGCAAUCAGAUCGUUGAAUCCUGUUUUGCAAGCGGAACUCCCUAAUCCUUGUUCCUUCACAGGAGGCCACUCUAAUCUGGCUGACUUGAAUGAACCAUUGGCAAUGGCCGUGCCAGAAGAUGCACGUGUUAAGCCAUCAAUGACCGCUUCUGCUCUAUCCGAGAAGGUGAAAUCGGAUGUGGGUGCUGCUUCAUCUGACCGGAAGCCGUCAAGUGUGGGGCAGAAUCCCUCUGUAGUUCAAGCACUUCCCUCUCUCAACAGUAAUUUGUCCUCGAGUAUAUGUGCGAGAAUCUCUGGCAGACUAAAGGGGGGUUUUAGUAAUAAGGUCAAUGCUAAUCGAUGGUGUAGCCCGUAUUUGAAGGUAGCAAAGCCCUUAACAAGCAGCUGUUUUGAGUCGAAGCUGAAAGAAUCACAGGUUUACAUGUCGGAUAAUGCUCCUGAUUUGAAUUCGAUUGACUUGAACUCUGUUGAAGUACCAAAUUCUGUUGUGACUGAAGUUGAAGAUUUGAAUAAGGGUAAGAAAUACAGAAUGAUCGAUAUCAACUUGCCAUGUGCUCCCACGGCAGAUGAAGAACCACUUGUUCAAGAUGUAAACUCAGGUCAGCUAGACUUGAAUUUUUGUACGAAUGAAGACGGAUUGGCCCCAAAAUUAGACAUUGAUUUUCAGGCACCCAUUAGCCCAGAAGUUGAGGAGUGUCCGCCACCUAGAGGAGACUCGGAAGAGAAUCAUCCAGAAGAGGGCAAAGAUCCCCUUGUGAAACUUGCAAACAUUGCAGCUGAGGCCAUUGUUUUCAUUUCCUCUCAAUACGCGUCUCGCCCAAGAAGCAUAGAUUUGCAAAAAUGUAAAGCUUCUGAAGGUGGGGAUCUAGAAUGGUUUGCUGGGCUAGUAGAUUCCCAUUCCAUUGAUCUCGAUAAUGAUUCGGAGACGAUUAAAUGCAAGAAUACGUGCAAGAUCGAUGAUUUUGAGGCCAUGACUCUGGAGCUGACUGAAACGAAAGAGGAAGAGUAUUGGUGCAAAGAUAACGUCCAUAUCUCAAACGAGACUUGUUCAAUCUUGUUGCCAUGCCAAACAAGACGAGGAAGAACAAGGCGAUCAAAGACAAAGCGGAAGGAUUUUCAAAGAGAAGUUCUACCUUCGCUUGUUUCCCUCUCAAGAUACGAGGUAACCGAGGAUAUUUUGAUGAUAGAAGGGCUAAUGGAAGCUGCAGGGAAUCCAUGGCAACCAAGUAGGACUAGGAGAACCUGUAGAAUGGGAAGAAAACAUCGGGUUGCCAAGCAGCCGACUUUUGUCGAUGAAGUGCCAGAUUUGUCGGAGUUGAUGAGUCUUGUCAGUUGGGGUAAGGUUAACAGGCGAUCUAGAGGGCGAAGAAGCCAUGCUAGUCCUAUGGCUCUAUUAAAAUGGCUCGAGUAUGGUUGUUGAGAUAUUUUUUACACCAAAAUAUGCGAUUUUGUCAACGAAAUCGUCUAUUGGUAUGCUUGUUGAAUGACUGUUAACUUAGGAAGAUCAUGUAGGGAAGGGAAGAAUGUAUAGAGCUUGGUAUGAUGUCUUUUGUCACCAUCUGAUGCUGACUAUCUGAUUAAUCCUAAUAUGAUUUUGUGAAAACUGGUGAAGAUAGGAUGUUUUGUGUAUAGUUUGGAUUUGGAUGAAUAGAUCAAAUUUUGUAUAUCCAAAACUGUAAUUUCAAUGCUGGAAAAGAUUACAUUUUACAAGUAUUCCCUCUCUACAAUGAAAUUGUCACAAAAUUAUGUA
This is a messenger RNA of Amaranthus tricolor (Joseph's coat), 2901 nucleotides long. RefSeq lists its product as uncharacterized. The record is from RefSeq and is a predicted model, not a curated record. The transcript is spliced from 3 exons. The coding region runs from base 490 to 2571 and encodes 693 amino acids. Lineage: Eukaryota; Viridiplantae; Streptophyta; Magnoliopsida; Caryophyllales; Amaranthaceae.